AUGGCUUACCGCCAGAACACAGAUCCCUAUUAUGCCAACUCGCCCUAUCAACAACCCCAGCGGCAGCAAACUUAUCCGCAACCUGGGCAACAGGACGCAUAUCCAUCCUAUCCACCGUCCAAUCCCGGCAACACUGGUGUUGUCGACUACGGUGCUCAUAACCAGGGCUAUCGAAAUGACCAGGACCAAUGGGACAACAAGUCCGCAAAGUCAUUUCAAAGUAGCUACGCUGGCUCGCAAGCUCAUCUCAAUCCAUACGAAAUGUCACAAGUCAACGUCAACACCCCCCCUGUACCCAACAUGCCCUACGCUCAGCAGUAUCCACCACCUCAGCAGAGGCCUGGCGUGUAUCGCGACCAGAGCAGCGCAGGCUGGUCAACGGCUCGGGAUAAGCUCAUGAAGCGCCGUUCGGUCAAGCAGGUCCAGCUCUUCCAGGGCAACUUGGUGCUUGACGUACCAGUUCCUUCACACAUUGUUCCAGCAGGCAAGACCGAUGUGGAAGAGUUCUCCAAGAUGCGCUACACCGCCGCGACCUGCGACCCUGACGAUUUCAAGUCUUCAAGAUACUCUCUCCGCCAAUUUCUGUGGGGACGUCAGACAGAGCUGUUUAUUGUUAUGACAAUGUACAACGAAGAUGAAGUGCUCUUUGUCAAGACCAUGAACGCCGUCAUUAAGAACAUUGCCCAUUUGUGCAGUAGGUCCAAGUCCAAAAUGUGGGGCCCCGAAGGCUGGAAAAAAGUCGUCGUCUGUGUCGUCUCCGAUGGUCGAAACAAAGUUAACAAACGUACCCUCCAAGUUCUCAAUUUAAUGGGAUGCUAUCAAGAAGGCAUUGCAAAAGAUUCAGUUGGUGGAAAGGAUGUUACAGCACACAUCUUUGAAUACACAACCAAUGUCAUUGUGACAGAUACAGGCGAAGUCUCGACCGGUUCCUGCCCCGUCCAAGUCUUGUUCUGUCUCAAGGAACAGAACAAGAAAAAGUUGAACAGUCACCGCUGGUUCUUCAACGCUUUCGGACCUCUAUUGAAACCUAAUGUUUGUGUUCUUCUUGAUGUUGGCACCAAACCCACGGGAACCUCAAUUUACGAAUUAUGGAAAUGCUUCGAUAAACACAAAAAUGUUGGCGGCGCUUGCGGAGAAAUCUGUGUCGACUCUGGUCGUGCUUGCGGCGAAGUGCUCAAGUCGCCUCUUGUCGCAUCACAGAAUUUUGAGUACAAAAUGUCAAAUAUUCUGGACAAACCCUUGGAGAGUGUCUUUGGCUACAUCAGCGUGCUUCCCGGAGCAUUCAGUGCUUACCGCUACAGGGCGCUUUUGAAUGGUCCUGAUGGCAAAGGGCCUCUUGCUUCAUACUUCAAGGGCGAGACCAUGCAUGCUGGAGGCAGCGGUGCUGGUCUUUUCGAACGAAACAUGUACCUCGCUGAGGAUCGUAUCCUUUGUUUCGAGAUUGUAACCAAGAAGCGUGAAGGAUGGGUUUUGAAAUACGUCAAGAGUGCGAAGGCCGCUACCGAUGUGCCGGCCAGUGUCCCGGAAUUCAUUUCCCAGCGUCGACGAUGGCUUAACGGUUCUCUUUUCGCAUCCAUCCAUGCCACGGUAUUCUUCUUCAGAAUUUGGACAUCCGGUCAAAACUUCUUCCGCAAAAUUUUCCUACAGAUUGAGUUCAUCUACAACGCUAUCCAGCUCAUUUUCACAUGGACGUCCCUGGCUAACUUCUAUCUUUCAUUCUUCUUCCUUGUUUCUUCGGCCACGAAGGACUCUGGGGAUGCGGAUGCAUUCAAUUUCCUUAGUAGAGGUGCCGGCAAGGCUGUCUUCGAGAUUUUCCUGAAUCUGUACAUUGGUCUUCUGUUCCUCGUUCUUGUUUGUUCUUUGGGCAAUCGACCCCAGGGUUCGAAAUGGGCAUACGUUGUGGCAAUGGUGCUGUUUGGCUUGUGCAGCGUUAUUACGACAUGGUGUGCUGGAUACACUGUUUACCUUGCUGUUCCGCACAACGUCGAGGGUUGGAAGAACUUCCCUGAGCUCAUCAGGACUAACAAGACCCUCCAAGAAAUUGGUGUCGCCCUUCUCGCUACUUAUGGAUUGUACUUCAUUAGCUCCUUCAUGCACUUUGAACCCUGGCACAUGUUCACAAGUUUCACCCAAUACAUGUUCCUCCUCCCUUCGUAUGUCAACAUUCUCAUGAUGUACGCCAUGUGCAAUCUGCACGAUGUCACUUGGGGUACAAAGGGAGACAACGGAGCGGCAAAAGAUUUGGGUGGUGCUAAAAAAGUUAAGGGCGACGAUGGCAAGGAACUGAUGGAGGUGGAGCUGCCAACUGCGCGAGAAGACGUUGAUCAGCUCUGGGCCGCUUCAAGAAAUGCCCUCAAGAACAAGCCCCCUGAGGAGAAGGAACAUCGCGACGCUGCCACGAAGCAGACUGACCACGACAGGAAUAGUCGAACUAAUGUUGUCCUGGCAUGGGUUGGAUCCAACAUGCUCAUGAUCAUCGUCUUCACAUCAACCACUUUCACGGAUUGGGUGGCCACGCAUGUGAACAAAUCCGGCGAGACUGCGUUUAACCCUUACCUGACCUUCCUCUUCUAUGCCUUUGCUGGUCUAUCAGCGGUACGGUUCACAGGUUCAUUUUUGUACCUGGUCCUGCGACUAGUUGGUCUUUAA
Messenger RNA from Psilocybe cubensis, 2649 nucleotides. RefSeq lists its product as uncharacterized. Gene Ontology annotation, molecular function: chitin synthase activity. Bases 1 to 2649 code for a protein of 882 amino acids. Gene Ontology annotation, cellular component: cell periphery; cell septum. The record is from RefSeq and is a predicted model, not a curated record. NCBI's taxonomy places the organism in Eukaryota, Fungi, Basidiomycota, Agaricomycetes, Agaricales, Agrocybaceae. The transcript is spliced from 18 exons.